Messenger RNA from Yamadazyma jaroonii, 1755 nucleotides. NCBI's taxonomy places the organism in Eukaryota, Fungi, Ascomycota, Pichiomycetes, Serinales, Debaryomycetaceae. The record is from the annotation of a GenBank genome assembly.
AUGAGUUACCGUGGUAGAGGAAGAGGUAACUACAAUAACUAUGGUAGGGGAGGUUUCCAACGACCACCUAAUCCACAGAAUAUCAAUCAAUAUGUGAAUUCUAACUCGAUACCUGUAGAAAUCGCCGGAUGGAAUGGUGCAUCAAUGGAAGAUUGUAUAAAUUUCAUUUCGAGAAAAUGUAGAAUUGUUGUCAGUAAUGCCAAUAUUGAACCCAAUGGGAAUAUCAAAGGUUACGUUAAGAGUGAAAAAGAAGCAGGUGACUUACUCAAUUGGUCUGGUGUCAAAUUUGCCGGACAGUCUUUGAAAAUCACCAAGAGCUUUUCAUCAAAUGGAACAAAUAAAAAAGGCAACACCAUCGAAACUAUCACAGAAUUUUUGAAGACAAGAUAUGAUGAACCAUCAAAAAUGCUUAAUUUGUCUAGUGUUCAGAAUGAUGCCACUUUAAACCAACAAGGAUUCUUUGCUUCCAUUUCAACUACCUCAAAGUUCUUCCCUGCAUUAAUGAAAAUAGCCAGCGAUUUAAAAAUUGAUGUAGAGUCUAUCGAUUUGAGCAACAACAAUCUUAAUGAUUUGAAUACUAUCACUACAUUACCACAAACUUUCCCUAAAUUGAUCAAUUUAUCCUUGAUGAACAAUAACUUGAGUAAACUCAAAGUAUUUGAAAUUUGGAAAAACAAACUAAAUUACUUAAGGGAAUUCAUUAUUUCAGGAAAUCCAAUACUCAAUAAUGAUUUGAACGUCGUCAAAUUGGAAAUCAUGAGAUUGUUUCCUCGUUUAAUCAUUUUGAAUGGUGAAGUUUUAAGAAAUGAACCCAAAUUAUUAGAAAAUUUAAAGUUCCCUUUUAAUUCACAAUCCAUGAUGUUUCAAGAUAAUGACAUCCAUAAUAUCUCCACCAAUUUCAUCACCAACUUCUAUAACUUAUGGGAUACCAAUAGAUCAAACUUGUUACAAUUAUAUCAAGACCAAUCACAAUUUUCUGUUUCAGUAGAUAUGUCAAAUCCUCAUGAUUUGAAUGGCCAACAAAUCGACUUCACCUAUUACUUGACCAACUCAAGAAACUUAUCAAGAAUUUCUGCUUCAAAAUUGAAGAUGCAAAAGUUAUUUACUGGAAAAGAUCAAAUUGCAAAUUGCUUCAACCAGUUGCCAAAGCUGAAACACGAAUUGAUAGAGAAUUCUCAUUUAUUUUCCAUGGAAGCUUUCAAAUAUAAUCAAUUGAAUGGAAUAAUCAUAAACUUGCAUGGUACCUUCAAAGAAACUGGACAUCCUGACGUAAGCGAACCCAAGAAGUACGGUAGAAAGAAGGUCUCAUUGAUGGAAAAAGGUUUCGAUAGAUGUUUUGUAAUCAUUCCUAGUCCCGACGGUGGAAUGAUUGUCGCUUCUGAUAUGUUAGUCAUCAGAUAUCCAACAAUUUUCAAAUCAGAUGCUUCACCUGUAGCUAAUGCCUCACCAUCUCCUGCACCAGGAAUACCUCCAGUCGCUCCAUCACCACCAGUCGCAGCUCCUGGAAUGAACCAAACCCCUGGUAUGACAGCUGCACCUCCUGCUAACUCUCCAGGUAUUAAUGACCUCCCUCCUGAUAUUAAAUCCAUGAUCAAUGUUACACAACAAGAACUACUUGUCAAAGUCCUCCUCGAAACAAACUUAAAUUUACAAUAUGGUUAUAUGUUGUGCGAGCAAAGUAAUUGGGAUUACCAAACUUGUACGAUAAAUUUUAAAAAUUCAGUGAAUUCUUUACCGUUAAAUGCUUAUAGGUAA